Molecule: messenger RNA, 612 nt
Organism: Theileria equi strain WA
Lineage: Eukaryota; Apicomplexa; Aconoidasida; Piroplasmida; Theileriidae
Exons: 4
Coding region: 1-612 (203 amino acids)
Biological process (GO): transcription by RNA polymerase III
Cellular component (GO): RNA polymerase III complex
Molecular function (GO): DNA binding
Source: RefSeq, a predicted model, not a curated record
AUGGAAAUUCUUGAUCUAUUUGCAAACGAUGAUAUAGAAGAGGACAAUUGUCCUGGUGAUACCAGAAAUUUAGAACGACAAGAGGAGGUUCACUAUGAGCAUCAAACUUUUGACGUUUGUGAGGAUUCCAUUGAUAUAUUCAGCUCUGGAGCCCUGGAAAAAUUAGCCGAAUUGAAUCCUAAUUUGAUAUUGCCUUAUGUUUUGCCAUUAAAGCCUUUAAAAUUGGAUAAGGGAGGCAAACCAUCUAAUCUAUUCAGCAAACUGGGACAGCACUUCAUACACAUCCAAAUGCCUUUCGUGCUCCCGGCACUGCGCAGGGAACCUUGCCCAAAAGGAAACGAACCAACAUGUCCCGAAGAAGUGAAUACAGAAAUAUACCAGUCCUCACGCCUGGAUUGCCUGCCGUCCGGAAGACUAGGAAAGCUAAGAGUACACAAAAGCGGGAAAAUGGUACUACAGAUAGAUGGCCACUCGUUCGUAUUCUCUCAAGGAAACAAAUUGACUUGUAAACAAAGGGUCUGCUGUUAUUUGGAAGAAAAUAAUGAAUUCGCCUUCCUUGGUGAGCUAAACAGGAGAUUCGUGGCUUCGCCAGAUUUUACAAAUUUGUUGUAA